Messenger RNA from Solanum tuberosum (potato), 911 nucleotides. RefSeq lists its product as uncharacterized. The coding region runs from base 39 to 845 and encodes 268 amino acids. Lineage: Eukaryota; Viridiplantae; Streptophyta; Magnoliopsida; Solanales; Solanaceae. The record is from RefSeq and is a predicted model, not a curated record. The transcript is spliced from 2 exons.
UUCAAUCGAAAAUUUGCGGAGAGAAUAUCAACUGAAAAAUGGCUGAAUCAAUACAGGAGAAUUGGCAAAAAGGCCUUUCUGGUGCAGAUGUACAAUUUGAGAAUUGGGAAAAACAGUACUCAUACGAAGAGAAGAGACUGAAAUCACUUAUUGACGGGGAAGGAUAUGGAAAUUGGGAAAAACAAAAUUGUUAUUGGGAAAUAGAACAUGGUUUGGUACCUUCAUUGGAGGCGGAAGAGAAAGAGAAGAGGGGAAAAACUUCUGAGAUCUCGUUGGAGGACCGAAGAGAAAAACUUGCCGCACAAGGAAGAUGCAUUGAUGGAUCCUAUCUAACUCCGUAUUGCAGGUGUGACAAAAAAAGCUGUCGAUUCGAUACAACUUUGGAGGAUUAUCCCCCAGAAUAUCUCCCAAUUUGGCUGGCAUACUGCCACCAGUAUCGCCAAUCGCAUUGUUUUGACAUUGAUGACUUUAUCAAUGGUAGAAUAGGUCCAUUAAACCCAUCUCAGAAUUUCAAUGGCAGAGUUGAGUUACUGAUGGAAUUAGCUAACCAUUCUAUCAAGGAUUAUAACGAGAAAGAGUGCAAUGUUUUCAAGUAUAAGGUGAUGAAGAUUGAGAAAGUGAAUUGUUGUGAGGCGACCUGUACAUAUUGGAUGACUGUCAAAGUAUCAAAUCUCACUCUUGGUUCGAUCGAAACUUUUCAAAUCCAUGCUGGUAUGCGUUGGGUCACUAAUGAUAAAAUCAUAUUUUGUUGCCGGCCUAAAGAAGAGGUCACUAUUGGUUUACGAAGCUGCGAGUUUUGCUUUGGCCUUCUUCCUGGGCAUGUCAGGGAAGGAAAGGAACCAUAGUUCUUUUUGAGAAAAAAUGUAUAAUUGAGUGACUUCUGAUAAAAGAAUUCACAGUUGAGUGACUUU